AUGUCGGAGGAAACUGAUGUCGUGGAGCCUGAGGUUGAGCAAACCGAAGAGGAUGAUGAGCCCCAAAGUCCUCAAGCUAAGCAGCCUAGGCAGAUGUUUAGGCCACCUGGGAUGCCUCCAAUUGGUUAUCGUGGCCCAUCUAUGCGUGGACCUCGUCCUAUGGGCAUGAGGGGUGGUCCGCCUGGUAUGCGUCCCCCAGGAAUGCCAGGAUAUCGAGGUCCACCAAGGCCUUUCGAUGGUCCACCGCGACCACCUUUUGACAUGUCUCAUAGGGGGCCGCUUAGAUAUCCCCCACAGCGUUACCCUCCAAGAUUGAGUGACUCGGAUCCUAGUGGUGAGAAUAUCGAAGGCUAUUUUGAUCAGGAUUGCUACCCAGACGACUUCCAGCAGAUGCCACCGGGAAUGCGGCCCCGUGGUCCGCCACACGCAAGGGGUUAUGGGCCACCUCCUGGAUCUUAUAUUGGUGGGCCCCCGUGUCCAAGACCAAUGAUGAAUGGUGGGCCAAAUGGACCGGAAAUGGGGUUACCUGGCUAUGGGCCUCCUAGGCCGGGUGUACCAAAUUAUAUGCCGCCUCCCAGGAGUGUGCCUCCACCAGGGGUCAGCUACCCCCCACAGUCUCCAAAUGCUCAAGGAGUUAAUUCCUUUGACGGUCAAUCAGGACCACAACCUGGUACCGUACCUCCGCAUCAGUAUGGCAUACCAUCUCAAUCCGGUGUUACACCUAAUGGGGAUAUGCCAGCACCAAAUCAGGAGCUUGAUGUAUCCUCUCCGAGACACGGUGGUUCCUCAAAUGUUCCACCGCCAGGCGGACCUCUAUUGCCGUCCGGCCCACCACCUGAAAGCGACACUCAAUCUGGUAAUAUGUCGGCAAAUUCAAUGCAGCCAUAUGCAAUGCCUCCCUACGGUCCUCCACAAAACGUUUAUCAAUCAGGAUUGCCACCGAUGCAAAAUGGACCACCUUUCAUGCCAAUGGGUUUCCCACCAUCAGUUCCACCAAUGAUGCAUGUCGGACCCAUGGGAAUGUAUAGUAUGCCUCCACCUGGGCAGCAUAACGCGCCACCUGGAAGUUUUCCUAGCGGGUCUGGUGCUCCUCCACACUUGUCUGGCCAGCCUCCACUGCAAUCAAUAGGUGGAUCGACCUCAUCUAUCAACAAUAAAGAAGAAAUAUGGGUUGAAAAUGCGGCUGCAGAUGGCAAGGUUUACUACUACAAUAUGCGCACCCGCGAAACUCGUUGGGAUCGUCCUGAAAAUGUCACGAUUCUUCGACAAGGUGAAGUCGAUAAGCCAAGUAUGCCAGCUCAAUCCAGUAAUCUUCAAGCUGCUCCGGUCAUUUCUCAGUCAUCGAGCUUUCCGAUUCAGGCAAACCCUUUACCUAUAAAGCCACCCGAGGUAGCCGUCUGGACUGAGUAUCAAAGCGGUGACGGAAAAUCAUAUUAUCACAACAGUCGUACGGGACAAACAACCUGGGAUAAGCCGCAGGUUCUAGUAGAUUGGGAGAGUGGACACAAAAUAUCGGGCGACUCUGAACCCGUGCCGUUGGACACUUCGGCUCCAGUCACGGAAGUUCGUGAUAAGUCCACUCCUGGUUCGGGCAACGGCUUGCCAUCGGAGACCAAACUCUUACAAGGCCAACAAGUAAUGUCAACAGAAAAAAAACAAACUGACCCUCCUACCCGACAACAGCAGCCUGUGGAGGACCAUAUGUUGGAACCUGAGAAAGAAAAAGAGCCCGAACAGAGGGAUGCCAGUCGACCAAUUUCAAGUACUGCUGUGACUGGAACGCCGUGGUGUGUAGUGUGGACUGGGGAUAGUCGUGUGUUCUUCUUCAAUCCAAGUAAACGGAUCAGUGUUUGGGAGACGCCUGAGGAACUAAAAGGUCGCGCGGACGUAGACCGUCUGCUUGAGAAACCCCCCAACGAGAGCAAGGAUGCUGGUGACGUUGAAACUGAGAGGAAUGACACAUCGAGUGUGCAAGAUCCUCCGGCCAAAAAAGCACGAAUGGAAGAAGUCAGCCAGAAUCAGCAGCAAAUUUCUGUUCAGGAGUCAUUUUCAAAGUCUGAGCUGGUGACAACUGUCGACGAUGAAGCAAAAUCUCAGACCCGCGACCCCGCUACUGUGGAUGUGGCGAAGGAAGCGUAUGAAAAGGCCGCAAAAGAUCAGGCUAGUCUGCCUCUUGAAGUUCGCCUUCAGCAAUUUCGCGAAAUGCUGAUUGAUAAACAGGUAUCAGCUUUUUCCACGUGGGACAAGGAGUUGCACAAGAUAGUAUUUGACCAACGUUAUCUCCUUCUCACCUGCGAAGAAAGAAAGCAAGCAUUUGAGGCCUAUGUUAGGGAACGCGCGGACGAAGAACGCCGUGAGAAAAAGAACAAACUACGCGAAAAAAAGGACAAGUUCAAUGAACUCCUUGUCGAGGCCAAUCUUACCUCUAAGUCGUCCUUCUCGGAUUUUGCCUCCAAAUAUGGACGUGAUGAAAGGUUCAAGGGCAUAGAAAAGUCUCGUGAAAGAGAGUCUCUCUUCCAAACCUUCCUUUUGGAUUUGCGUCGCCGAGAGAAGGAGAAAAGCAACCAAAAGGAAAAGCACAGCAACCAAAUUAACGGGCGAUUAGUUUCCGGGAAAAGCAGCGUCAGCGACCACCCGCAUGAGGCAGACAGAAAACUGAUGCUUGGGUUGGUGGUGAAGCACGCACGUGGGCCACAGAGCACCUCUGUGCUUUCGGAGGCCGUGAACCCCGCCACUCCGAAACUUCCGACUGUACGUGACUCCUCAUCUGUGCCUGCUUGGAAGUCACUCGCUCCCGUUGGCAGGCAAUUCGACUGCCCCCCAUCAAUACAGGAGGCCAUGUUUUUUGCUAUAGAUGGUUCGCCCUUCCUAUUACAGGUAAAAAUUGACUUCGUUAGUCUCCUAAAAGAGCGAAAGUCAAUUUCGAGGCACUCACGUUGGUCUGAUGUCAAGAAAAAGAUUGACUCAGACUCGCGAUAUCGAGCUGUUGACUCCUCUAGCCGUCGUGAAGAGUGGUUCCGAGAGUACAUUCGGAAACUCGAUGAUGUAAGCUACGGCACUUCUCGUGAGGACAGUGAAAAGCGGAAGGAACGUGAGAAGCGUGAGCGUCAGGAGGCCUCAUUGCGUGAACGUAAGAAAGAAGUGGAGGAAGCCCGUACCAACUCGAUGAGAGAACGGGAUCGCGAACGUGAGUCCCACCUACGCAGGGAGGCGGAAGCAAGUUUCAAUGCCCUUCUCACAGACGUCAUCAAGGCUGAUAUGCUGUCUUGGAAGGAGGCUAAAAAGGCUUUACGCAAAGACUCCCGUUGGGAUGCCGUAGCUGACGUUCUUUCCAGGAGCGAACGUGAAGCUAUCUUUGAUUCAUACACGACCAGUCUCAACAAAAAAUCAAAAGAAGCCUUUAUUAAAAUGAUCAAUAGCAAUGACUCAAUUACAUAUUGGACUACUUGGAAGGAGGUAAAGGAUAUCCUCAAGGAUGACUCGCGUUUCGAAAGGCUUUUAUCAUGUGAGAAAAAAUGGAAGUCGGAAUUCCGUGAAUGGGCCGAUGAACGUGAGUCCAAAGCAAGAAACAACUUUACAGAGAUGCUGAAGGAAAAGUCUUCAUUGAUUUCAUCGGCAAAACGCCAGUCUUCUGAAAAUGAUACUCUUCUAGACGAUAUUUUAAGUACUCUCAAGGCCGAUAUUCGUUACAGAGCAAUGGAACCGAGUCAGUGUGCUACCAUGCUGGAGGAAUUUUUAGAACGCCUCCCGGAUUCUGAUUCUCGGUAG
Mesocestoides corti is the source of this 3768-nucleotide messenger RNA. NCBI's taxonomy places the organism in Eukaryota, Metazoa, Platyhelminthes, Cestoda, Cyclophyllidea, Mesocestoididae. The record is from the annotation of a GenBank genome assembly.